AUGGAAGAAGAGCAAGUAGAGCAACAUGAGGCUACAGAUGGAAUCAUUUUAACAGAUUGGGGAUGGAAUGAUAGAUGUGCCCCAGGGGAGACCGGACAUGAGAAUUGUGAGAGAGUGGUUUUGGGCGAUCUCCUACCUCGUAGGCCGGUGAGGAUUCGAGAGAAAAUUAGACUGCAGCCCAUGGACAACAUUGUCAACACUCAACAACCGUUUGCAGUGACAACUCUGCUUCUGUUGGCAAUAUUCCAGUCUGUGUGCCGAUCGGAUCUCCGAAGUUUGGUGUUGGUAUUCCUUCGGGAUGCUAACUCGGAGUGGAGGAAUGUUCUGAUGUUGUGGAGACAUUUCGCCAACGAACACUUUAGAUGGUCGAGAAGAAAUCCACCUCUUAUGAAGGAAGAAGACUGGACCCAUGUGGUUUCUGUAAGAAGGAAGUGUAAGGUAGCAGAAGCAGCUUUGGGACAACAUCUAGUUCGACCGGCCCAUCUACCAGAAUUCAGAAACUUCGAUUGGCAAUAUAUUGACUACACCGCCUCGGCGGAAGUCCGACGGACAACUGAAGAAUUCUGCAGCAGGCAUCAUCGCUUUCUCCAGACAGCGAUCAACAUCCAACGCCACGAGCUCUUCUACGGUCGUCAGCCAGCAUUACGAGCCACUGCAAACAUCAUGAUAAUGGGUGACUCGUUUAACGAACAAUUGAAGCGUAAGGGAUUAUUUGUGGAUGGUAUGGCAGCAAAUUUUGGGGCCCAUGAUUGGGGGGUCAUACAAAUAGGGACAGAGGUGCAACAGAUAAUAACAACAACAGGGAAGGGAUAUAUAAUGCUGAAUAACAACUUGACGGAUGAAGAAUUCAGGAAGAAAAGUAUCGACGACACAGCACACCUGUUGACCAAUUUUGAAUAUAGAAGUCGUGGAGUAUUGGUCACUCUGCCACCAUACGUACAUUCCCAUCCCACAAAAUGGGGAAUUUUGAAAAAUGUUUUCGUUGUUACGGCUCGCCGAUUCAACUUCGGGAUGUUGGAACCGCGCUUCAGUCAGAACAACGCCUACCCAUUGUUCGUAAAUGAAGUUGGAGAACCCACAGCAAAAGGUAUUCUGGACUACAUCGGAACGUUAAGGGCAGCAAUACCGGGCUUUCCAUUAAAAGAAGAAGAAUUGGGCCCAAUUGCAGCACAGGACGACCAGCCUCCAACGCCGUUCAGACUUCCAACUCCGCCUCCUCCACCUCCUGCACCACCAGUGGAACGACCAACAACAAAGAAAAGGUCACGACUCGAUGUUCCUCCGGAAGUCGAGAAAGAGGUUGGAUUAUCUUCACAUUCUUAUAGAUCAUUUAAGAGAAAUAAUAAUACUAACACUAAACGCUCUUUAAUUUUUCAGAACAGGAACUUGGGUGGUGCUAAUGGCAGUGGAAUUGUUGGACCGUCAAAGUCGCUGGGGCCAAAUAGAGAACGAACAAUGGCAGGCAGUGCGGGACCGUCGACUACAAAUGACACGGGAAGAGUAAGAGUUUUCGAGAAAAUCGUGAAUAACCGUUCGCUUUCCCUCCAGGACCGAACAAUGGCUGGCAGAUGGGGACCGUCUACUCCUCCGAACGUGGGAAGAGUAAGGGUUUUUGAGGAAAGUUUAAAUGACCGUUCGUGUUCUUUUCAGGAUCGAACUUCAAAGGAGAAUCGGGGACCACAGGCUUUCCAGAACGUGAAUAGAGACGGAACAUGGGACAUCGAUUUUAUGGAACAGUCCACCUCUCAACCAGUAGACCGAGUAAGAGUUUUUAAGAGAAAAUUAAGUGAAAAUGACCGCUCGUUUAACUUUCAGAACCGACCUCCUCAACAGAAUUGGGAUGAGAAUAUGGCUGAGACUUCAACUAAUGCUUUUGGCGAAUGUUGGCGUGACUCCGUCACCCAACGUGGUAAUCCAGAAUUAAUCCCAAAAUAUAUUUCAGCCGCAAUUAUAGGGAAUCAAGUCGACAAAUUGUCUCAACAAAUUGAAGACUACUAUGAGUUCCAUCAACAGAUCGAUGAAGAGACAGAGAGAAAACAACGAGUGUUUAAGAUCAUCAAGGAUGCAAUAAAGGAAAGAAAGGUAUGGUAUCCGGAACUAACUACUGCUUCUGUUACUGGUUCUUCAUCGACUCAGUUGGCUGCAUUUGAAUCCGACCUCGACCUGACCUUUGCAACAACGAAACCUCUAUCUGUAGAGAAAAAGUUGGAGAUUCUUCGUGGUCUCCAACAUGUCUUUGGCAGGAGAGAAUUCGACUUCUACAACAUCGAUGUUAUUCCGAGUAAUAGAGUGCCUGUACUCGAAAUGAAAUAUAUGGAAAAGGGACGACGAAGGCCAACUCUGAACAUCGACAUCACAGUAGGCAACGACAACGCCUCCACACACACCACGCUUAUUAAUAACUGGACCGCCAAUGAUCCACGUUUCAUUCCUCUUGCAUUCUUUAGCAAGGCUUGGGUCAAACACAUCGGAGCGAAUAACAGUAGAAACGAAGGUUUCAAUUCAAUCUCGAUAACAUUCCUUCUUGGAUAUUAUCUUAUGAAAGAAGAAGUGCUACCCAAAGAAGCUAAUUCAAACUUCGUAUCCAAAAACAACAAUUCCCUUGGGCAACUCUUCGUAGGCUUCCUCCAAUUCCUCCACCAGUUCGACUUCCAAACCACGGCAAUUAGUAUUCUUCAUGGUGUGGCCUUCCCUAAGAAGCUCACUGGAAACAAUAACAGAUAUGAAGUUGUGAUUCUAGACCCUUCAUCAGUUGGACCUAUAGAAUAUGCCUCCAAUACAGCAAGAUGUGUACGAUCUGGUGGCUUAACGAAAUUAUCUAUGGCUUUGGGAAAACUACAACGACUCCAGGAGGAUGAAAUCAACUUUGAGAGUCUAUUCCAGGUACCUUUGCGCCCACGGAGAAUUAAAAGAGUUUGGAGCAGGGUCACAACUAGCGCUUUAUUAACUGUGGUUUCCCUUCUGGGAUUCCUCUCGGUGACCUACGCGGAACCUCUUGGAAAGGAACAAAACGAAAAUGGUGUGGAUAUCAUAGGCCUCAUAGGAAUGAUUCUGGUGGUGGGAAAAUUAUUUGGCUUCAAGGCAUUAAAAUCUCUGAUAUUUCUGUUCCCACACUUUGUUGGGGGAACUUCCCUUGCAGAUAUACCUGGGCGAGCUUUGUUGUGCAGCAAAAUAAAGUCAUACUGGAGAGUACCCACGGUAUCCUGUGCGGACAUAAAGAAUACUUCCCCUGGGAAAAAUGUCACACUGGACAUCUUCGACAAGGUCAGGUUACCUUACCGUGUGUCCGGAAGCUAUGCUUGCCGGAAAUUUAGGGAUACUGUAGAAUUGUACCAAAAUAUGUUGGGGGACAAAUUUCCCGAAGAGCGUAGGGAAUAUUUACCCAUAAGUUCCGAGGAGUGUAGGAGAAUGAGAAAAAAGAAGGAGUGUCAAGUCGGAAAGUUAAUAGGUAAUGGUAGAGUCCUCCGAACAUUGAACGUUAUUAAGGCAGAAUACCCCGGUAAAUGGAGCUCAUGGUGGAAUGGACCCAGAAAUUAUACGACCGAAAAUUGUGAACUAGUCAGUACCGAUUUGUUUCGAAUGGGUACAAAGUCGAUGUCAUCUCCGAUACUCGACGUUCAGCAUUGCAACUACGAAGAUGGGUUUUGCAACUUGAAUGACUCUUUACUCGUGUGGCAAGUCGAAUGUCGCACACCAGGUUGCGAACCUUGUUCCUAUAAGUAUGGCUGGUCUUGGUUUGGUAAAGCGUGGAAGAAUGAAUUUCUUGAAGAGUCAGGAGAAAAUUCCCUCACAUGGUCCUGA
This is a messenger RNA of Meloidogyne enterolobii, 3801 nucleotides long. The record is from the annotation of a GenBank genome assembly. NCBI's taxonomy places the organism in Eukaryota, Metazoa, Nematoda, Chromadorea, Rhabditida, Meloidogynidae.